Molecule: messenger RNA, 1383 nt
Organism: Colletotrichum graminicola M1.001
Lineage: Eukaryota; Fungi; Ascomycota; Sordariomycetes; Glomerellales; Glomerellaceae
Exons: 1
Coding region: 1-1383 (460 amino acids)
Source: RefSeq, a predicted model, not a curated record
AUGCUCUGCGAAAGUCGCCCACUGGUGGUGUUUUCGCUCGGUAUAGCCCUUAUCUUUGUUUGGACGCUUCGUCUUCUGGGCGUUCACGAAGCGAUAACCGAUGCAGUGUCAACAAUAUUCGACGAGGCACCGAGCCAUCAAGAUGCAGAAAGCCUCUUCAUUGAACAGGCCAUGAGCGUCGAGUACCCUGCCCCGAUCGACUACGAGCCUAUCCGGCAAAUAUGUUCCCGUACUAGUUUUCGCCCGGGACUGCUGUUCACCUGCGAAGGUCAGCAUGGCGGUAUUGGGAUGGUGCGUAACCAGAUCCUGAAGUGCGUCCGGUACGCAAUCAACGGCGGAGGAGCGAUAGUUAUUCCUUCAAUGGCGCUGCGCAACGCGAAAGACAUCACCGAUAUCGAAACCUCUACCGAAGUGCCGCUCGACUACUUGUUGGAUCACGAUACAUUUGUCACCCAUUUGACAAACGGAUGCCCCGGCAUGCGUGUCUACGAACGCGCAGAGGACUUUCCGUUUUACGAGCGGCGGAUAGGAGAGCCUCUGAGCCUGCUGGGCGACCAGUUCGAGCCGCACCAUCCCAAGGAGGGAUUGAGAUACCCCCGGAAAUGGCGACAAUUCUUCGACGAAUGGCUAGAUAAGAUGUCUGUCAAGGACAAGAUGCAAGCGGAUGCCCCGGUGCAUAUCAAGAUGGAGCAGAGCUUCCUCGAAUAUCCCGUUCGCGACGAUGGCGAGGCCUUCGUGAACGAAUUCGGCAAGAUCUUGUCCUUUCGCAACGAAACGCGCGCCCUGGCGGCCAAGAUUAUUUACAAGCUCAAAGAGAAGUUCGCGUUGCCCAUUGAUCCGACAGUAGCGAUCAAUCCAAACGCCUAUUAUGGUGCACACCUGAGACUCGAGAAGGAUGCAACUUCUGCUUGGGAACCGGAAAAUUGGCGCUUUUCGCGCAUGGAUGAUCAAUUCGAAGAGCAAUUCAAGAAUGUGGAGAGCAGCGGUCUCAGCGUCGUAUACGUUGCGUCUGGGAACCAGACCGUGGUUGAUAUCUUCGCCGAACGACUGCACAAGCGCCUCGCGGCUGGGUCGGGGAGGAACGUCACAGUGGUAACCAAGCAUGAUCUGCUCCAAGGGCCCGACAGAAAGCAGCUCGAUGGCUUCACGUUCGACCAGCUGGCCCUGGUGGACUUUUUAGUAAUGUUUAAGGCGAGCGUUUUCAUGGGCGUCGCGCACUCCAGUUUUCCGUGGACUAUAGCGUUGCGCAGGCACGAGCUCAGCAAAUACUCGGAAUAUGGUAACGAGGGAUCGGACUUACUGCGAGACGAGUACAGUACCAUUAUGGGCAUGGAAGCCGACUAUCCAUACGUUGACCCAUUUGUCUACGGUAUAUGGCCUUAG